AUGGCUUUAACCUUUAGUUUACAAGCUGAAUGCGGAGUAACAAGAGCUCGUGCAGGGAUUAUGACGUUACCGCACUAUAAUGUUAAAACACCAGUAUUUAUGCCAGUCGGCACACAGGGCACAAUGAAAGGGUUGCUACCGGAACAACUUGAGGAUCUGGAUUGUGAAAUCAUUCUUGGCAAUACAUAUCAUUUGGGUAACCGGCCUGGCACGGACGUCCUAAAAAAAGUUGGAGGCUUACACAAAUUUAUGGCUUGGAAUAGAGCACUUCUGACAGAUUCAGGAGGUUUUCAAAUGGUUUCCCUUUUAAAAUUAGCAGAGAUUACAGAAGAAGGUGUUAAGUUUAAAUCCCCAUAUGAUGGAUCUGAAGUUAUGUUGACUCCAGAAAAAUCGAUUGAAAUUCAGAAUUGUAUAGGUGCAGAUAUCAUAAUGCAGCUUGAUGAUGUGGUUCAAACAACAUUUCAAGAUAAUGAGCGUAUAAAAGAAGCUACAGAACGGACAAGUCGUUGGUUAGAUAGAUGUUUGAAAGCACAUAGCAGACCUUUAGAACAAAGUAUAUUUCCUAUUGUGCAAGGCUUAUUAAAUAGUCAAUUAAGACGCCAAAGUGCAGAGGAUCAUAUGAGAAAGAAUGUAAAUGGUUUUGCAAUAGGCGGUUUAAGUGGUGGUGAGGCCAAAGAUGAAUUUUGGCCAAUGGUCAGUUUGAGCACAGAAGUUUUAGAUACAAAACGUCCUCGUUAUUUGAUGGGAGUUGGUGUGGCUGUUGAUCUUGUAGUAUGUGUUGCUCUUGGUGUUGAUAUGUUUGAUUGUGUUUUUCCAACACGUACUGCUAGAUUUGGAUGUGCUCUGGUUAAGACAGGACAACUAAAUUUAAAACAGAAACAGUAUGAAACUGAUCUAAGACCAAUAGACAAAGAUUGUUCAUGUUCUACUUGUAAAAAUUACACAAGAGCAUAUAUACAUUGUAUUGUAUCGGUUGAAACAGUGGCUUGUCACUUAAUAUCUGUUCAUAAUAUUGCAUUCCAGCAAUAUGUAAUAUAA
Parnassius apollo (apollo) is the source of this 1038-nucleotide messenger RNA. The record is from the annotation of a GenBank genome assembly. NCBI's taxonomy places the organism in Eukaryota, Metazoa, Arthropoda, Insecta, Lepidoptera, Papilionidae.